Gossypium arboreum is the source of this 675-nucleotide messenger RNA. Its product is annotated as enoyl-CoA delta isomerase 2, peroxisomal-like. Bases 1 to 675 code for a protein of 224 amino acids. The record is from RefSeq and is a predicted model, not a curated record. Gene Ontology annotation, molecular function: enoyl-CoA hydratase activity; delta(3)-delta(2)-enoyl-CoA isomerase activity. The transcript has a single exon. Lineage: Eukaryota; Viridiplantae; Streptophyta; Magnoliopsida; Malvales; Malvaceae. Gene Ontology annotation, biological process: fatty acid beta-oxidation. Gene Ontology annotation, cellular component: peroxisome.
AUGUGCUCCUUAGAGAAACGUGGAAACCUUCUCAUCCUCACCCUCACUGGCCAAAACGUCGAACACAGGCUCAACCCCGAGGUCUUGAGCUCCAUCAUCUCAGCACUUUCACAAGCCAAGGCUGCGUCAACCCGUGGUUCAGCUCUGGUCACUGUGUCGCAUGGCAAGUUCUUCUGUAAUGGCUUCGACCUAGAUUGGGUCAAUGCCACCGGUUCCAAACAAGAAGCCCAACAACGCUUCGAUUACUUGCUCGACUGCCUCACGCAGCUCGUCCAAGCCUUCAUCUCCCUCCCCAUGCCAACUGUCGCCGCCGUCAAUGGUCACGCUGCUGCUGCCGGCGUGGUAAUCCCCCUCUGUCAUGACUACGUGGUCAUGAGACGUGGCAGAGGUGUGCUUUACGUGAACGAUUUGGAAAUGGGGCUUAAGAUUCCUGAACUCUACAUGGCAUUUUUCAGGGCCAAAACUUCGGGGUGGGCGCUACGUGAUUUGGUGUUGCGUGGGUUGAAGAUAAAGGGAGAGAAGUUGCUGAAAAUGGGGAUAGUGGACGCCGUUUACGAUGGCGAGGAAGGGGUUAUAAAUGCCGGAAUGAUUUGGCCAGAAGGAAAUGGGAUGGUGAAGUUUACGCUGAAAUUAGAAAAGGGUUGUAUUCUGAAUUUUGUGGCAUGCUGGGAAUAG